AGCUCUACAUAUUUUACGAAAAAGAAAAAAAAAGGAAAGAAAAUUAAGUUGCCUGUGGUAUUGAUUUUUUAAAAUCGAUGUUAGAAAUGUUUUAAUGAUCCCCAUUAUGUAUAGAACUUACUUAAUGAAACCUUCCAUAUUUACUUCAGUAUGUUUGAUUUUCAUCUUGCUUGCUACGCUCACCGUGCGUGCGGAUGAAUCAAAAUUUCACCCUGCGACCGGUUCCCUAGAUCGCCAUGAGACAGUCACUGGAAAUUCGGAACAACAUUUGACUACGAGCCGUUCCGAUGUUCCGAAAGUCGGCUCUGCUGGUGUCCCUUCGCUUCUUGGCGAGCCCAGCGAACACUUAAACAAGAAUCACAAAUCUCAUCGUUACCAUGUAGCCACAGUUGAUUUUUCCAAAGUCUCAACUCCUUACAUCAUCAGCCUGUGGAUCUUCGUCGCUGGGUUAGCAAAAAUUGGUUUCUAUGUCACCCCUAAGAUCGGUCUCAUCUGUCCAGAAAGUUGUGUGCUUGUCGUGGUUGGAGUGCUCAUCGGCCUGUUGCUUUUCUUCACUGGAUUGGAGCAUGUUGGACCUCUCACGUCCGAAGUCUUCUUUCUGUACAUGUUGCCUCCUAUUAUUCUGGACGCUGGCUACUUCAUGCCUAAUCGUCUCUUUUUUGAUAACAUGGCAUCGAUUUUGAUGUAUGCUGUAGUUGGUACCGUUUGGAAUGCCUUGACCAUUGGAUUCUCUCUGUGGGGUGUCGGACUGACCGGUCUUUAUGGAAUGGACAUGCCUCUACUUGACACUCUCUUAUUCAGUUCUAUUGUCUCUGCUGUUGACCCCGUAGCUGUACUAGCUGUUUUUGAAGAGAUUCACGUAAAUGAAGUGUUGUAUAUUCUUGUGUUUGGAGAGUCCUUACUGAACGAUGCUGUCACAGUGGUUUUAUAUCACAUCUUUGAUGCAUACACAGAAAUGGGCCAAGAACAUAUCAUAACCAUUGACUACGUGUUUGGUGUGCUGUCUUUCUUCAUUUCGUCACUAGGGGGUGCAUUCGUUGGUGUUCUAUGGGGAUUACUGGCUUCUUUCCUGUCUCGAUUUACAUAUCGCGUGUUGAUUAUAGAGCCACUGUUUAUUUUUGUGUUUGGCUACCUGUCAUAUCUCACUUCUGAGAUUUUUCACUUGUCAGGAAUUGUGGCGCUAACAUUUUGUGGGAUGACAAUGAAAAACUAUGUGGAGGAGAAUAUAUCCUACAAAUCUCACAUUACGCUAAAGUACGCCAUGAAGAUGCUAGCGAAUACGUCAGAAACUAUCAUUUUUAUGUUCCUUGGAGUUUCAACUGUGACCGAUGAGCACGAGUGGAACACAUGGUUUGUCGUCAUGACUAUCCUGUUUUGUUCAAUUUAUCGUUCGAUAGGUGUUGUGAUCCAGACAUGGUUUUUGAAUUAUUUCCGGCUACACAAGGUGAACAAGGUAGAACAGUUUAUCAUGGCAUAUGGAGGACUCCGUGGAGCUGUGGCCUUCGCUCUAGUCCUUGUUGUCUCAGAGGACCACAUUCCUUCUAAGAAAAUGAUGGUUACUACAAUCAUAGCUGUCGUAUAUUUCACAGUUUUCCUUCAGGGCAUGACGAUUGGGCCUCUAGUGAGAUUUUUAAGAGUUCCUAAAAGCAAUAAAACCAAACCUACAAUGAAUGAAAGAGUACACACCAUAUCAAUAGACCAUUUAAUGGCAGGGAUCGAGGAAAUUGUAGGCCAUCUGGUGGGAAAUCGUCACCUUCGCGAUAAGUUUAAAUAUCAUAACAACAAAUUUAUCCGACCACUCCUCACACGUAAUCAUCAAGUCAGAGAGCCGAAGAUCUUCGAGACGUAUUCCAAACUGAAUCUGGCAGAUGCGAUAAACCUCGUGAGUCAGAAUGUUAAUGUUAGAGGCAAAGACCCGAGUAUUUCCUUGGCAUCUUUAAUUAGAACAUAUAUACAGAAUAACCUUGGAAAUUGUUCUGAUGAGCCUAUUCGACAUUCAGACAACGUUUUUUCUCGGGACGAGUUAAAUUUAUUGAACUUAGACAUCAGUGAACUAGAUUACUCACCAACUUAUAAGGACCUAGCUGAUGCGGAACUCCACCAUAAUCUGUCCGACUUGAUGUUUAAGCCAGUAAAAAAGACGGUUCGUCGGUACAGUCGUGACUUAAUUGAUGAAGAUACUCCUUUUCACCAUAAGAACCGCAUGGAGCUCCGUCACCAUCAAAACCAAUUACAGAAUGUACGCGCUCGUAACAAGAAGAAAAUGAAAAACGAUUCCAAGCAAAACAAAAACACUUUAUCUAGAUGGAACCUUUUGCCCGGUGAAUCUGAACGUUCGGAUAAAGAUGGAGCUUCUUUGAACAAUUCAGAAACUAUAAUCCAUAUGGAGAACUUAGACUCUUCUGAUAAACCCGCACCAUCUGGCGCAGUUACUUUUACAAUAGAAGAACAAAAUCAUACUACACUAUCUCAGGAUAUUUCUGAUGAAUCGGGAAUGAGUAGAAAUUCUUUUUCAUCUACACCUCUGUCAUCUCGUACAAUAACUGAAACAACAUUACCAUGGAAACGAGAAGAAGACUGCAAUGAUGAGAGCUGCAUUCGGAAACAGCUGGAGUUUCCUUCAUGGGUUGAAAACACAGAAUAUAAUACUUAUACCUCAUUAUCCAGCAAUGUACUGAAAAGAUCAAAUACUGAUGAUGAUGGUAACGAUCCGCCAGAUGUGUUUAGAUUGCUUCAGCUGAAAGAACUACACGAAAAGGAAAAAGAAAGUUCAAAAAAUCAACGACUAGAAACUGAUGAUAAAUUUAACAACAGUAAACCCCAUGAAGAAGAUUUCGAUGUUACAGCUGCUGGUGGUGGAGAGGUCCUUCAAGAGACUACCACUCGAGACACCAGUGAGAACCCUCUCGAACUGAGAAGACCUACGCCACUGAAGACAAACUGGAAGAAUCACAUGAGCUUGUGAUCAACAUCGACGAUGCCAAAAUGAUAAAAAGAACACUGUCAGACGAUUUUAACGUACUGAACAAGGUUUAAAAAUAUGGGAGAUACCGUAUUAAGAUGGUGAGAGAAUUGCUGAAACGACAAAAAUUUACCCAGGGUG
Limulus polyphemus (Atlantic horseshoe crab) is the source of this 3103-nucleotide messenger RNA. RefSeq names its product sodium/hydrogen exchanger 3-like. The coding region runs from base 95 to 2965 and encodes 956 amino acids. The transcript has 12 exons. The record is from RefSeq and is a predicted model, not a curated record. Gene Ontology annotation, biological process: regulation of pH; sodium ion transport; proton transmembrane transport. Gene Ontology annotation, cellular component: membrane. Gene Ontology annotation, molecular function: sodium:proton antiporter activity. Lineage: Eukaryota; Metazoa; Arthropoda; Merostomata; Xiphosura; Limulidae.